AUGAAUCGCGCAUACGUGGUUAUGGGCGAGAAGCAAGAUGCCGAUUGGAUUAAAAAUAUUCAGCAGCUCAUCUAUCAUCAAAAGACAUUAGAGGAGGAAAUCAAACUCUGGUGCUCGCAUAUCCCGCCGAGGAUCAAUUUAAACCAAAGCGAGGGCUUCAAUAGUGAACUAGCCUACUUUGUUCAAGGACGUGGGAUAUCUUGCCGUGAAUGGAUUCACCGACCAUUCCUCUACUAUGCAAUACACCAGCCUGCCGAAGACCCCAUCAUGCCACAGAUAAUGCCACUUGCUCAAGAAUGCCUCCGCUUGUGUGUCGAGUGGCAAUCCAAUGUUCUACCAUACCAUCUGCAUCAUGGCACCUGGUAUCAGGCUCGCUCGUCAGCGACUCGAGCCCUACUGCUCAUUGCUGCUUUUAGGAGUGGGACAAUCGAGAUGCCAUUGAACUGGAAACAUACAGUUCAGCUUGCAUUGAACUGCUUACAACACUGGGCUAGAGAUGGCUCAGAUAUUGCCCAGGCAGCUGACUCUGUGCAGAGCUUAUUCAAUAUGACCUAG
Penicillium cosmopolitanum is the source of this 555-nucleotide messenger RNA. RefSeq names its product fungal specific transcription factor domain-containing protein. The transcript is spliced from 2 exons. The record is from RefSeq and is a predicted model, not a curated record. NCBI's taxonomy places the organism in Eukaryota, Fungi, Ascomycota, Eurotiomycetes, Eurotiales, Aspergillaceae. Bases 1 to 555 code for a protein of 184 amino acids.